GUCAGAUCACUCGAUAGCGAGAGAUCGUCUGCAUGACCCCCCAACUUCUUUUUGCAACCCUCCCCACAACCGACUGAAGAACAAAGACAGAUGUUGACUCGUAAGAAGGAAACACUCAAUACUCAAUACUACUUCAAUCCCGGCCCAGUCAACGAAUUGAUUGACUAAGAGCCUGUCAAACGAUCAUUCCAUUUGCCUCAUUCGUCUAUUCUUUAGUCACACCUAUCUCACUCCCACGAGAGGACCUCAGCCGCCAGUUCAUUUUUUUUUUCUGGACUAAUUGAAAUAAUUACUUGGCCAAAGCCUUUAAGCACAAUCAACUUGGCCCUAGUUCGGAGACCCUGAUGGUAGCCCGGCCCGCUCAUUCGUGUUCAGUCCCUAGGUACAUCACUGCCUGCUACCCCCCAAGUUUGCUUGAUUCGUGGGAGGGGGACCCUAACAAACCUCCUAACCGCUUUUCUUCUUUCUUCCCUUAAACCAAGGGAUAGCAAAACGUGAAAGAUAUACAUCGAUAGAGACCGAUCUCUGAUAUCAUUACCUAUUUACCAACUCGGAUACCGUCAGACCGCAUCUUUGCGGAGUCGAUCCCACGGAAAAUUCCAAGGCUCGACGCACGCUGAUGUCCGAGGUGCAUUGCAGCGCUGAGUGGCACAACGAAUAAGAUCGACUAAAUGCUUUUCCUGCCUUUCUGCUCCAGAAUCGGAAUAACAUGGCGACUUCUGCUGCUAUCAUGUCUUCCGCUUAUCUCAACGGCCACCCCAAACCCCAACCAACCAAACUCGCUAUAACCCCUAUCUCAGCUGCAUCUUCCCCCGCCUCAGCUGCUUCGCCCAUUUCGAGCGUGUCUACGCCUACCUCAACCCAUCAGCUUGCCAUCAAACCCGCAGCCGCCGCCGCAGCCGCAGCCCUACAGGCCACCGUAAUGGCUUCAAAGGCCUCAAUCACCAGCAAGGAAUGGGUAGUUCCUCCGAGGCCCAAGCCCGGCCGGAAACCCGCUACGGAUACGCCACCAACUAAGCGAAAGGCCCAGAACCGCGCUGCCCAGCGUGCAUUUCGCGAGCGGAGGGCCGCUCGCGUCGGAGAAUUGGAGGAGCAGCUGGAGGAACAGAAGGAAGAGUACGAGCGAAACCAACAGCAGCUCACCGACCAAGUGCAGGAUCUAGAUGCCGAAGUGUUAAGUCUACGGAACAGAUGCGUAGUCCUGGAGGGCUUGCUGGAGAAGGAGCGUAAGGAGCGCAUCAAAGUAGCAAGCGAGCUCGAGGACCUACGACGACGAUGGAGAGGAGAAGAUGCCAGCACGUCUUCAAGACACGGAAGUUUCGCUGCACAGCACGGAAGGCUGCCGAAUCCACUGACCAUUACAUCUCAGCAUCCCACGCCACGGGGAAGCCUCGCUAGCAACGCAUCAGAUCAUCGCAAUUCGGCAACGGCCUUUUCAAUCUCACAAAUAAUAUCCCCUCCUGACUCAUCGAGUCCGCCGGGACCCCCCCAAGAGUCAUCGACUGAUCUUGCUGGAUGUGGCAACUGCGAAAUCAACGGACCUUGUGCCUGUGCUGAAGAAGCUCUUGCCGACACGGCUGUUGGAUGCAACAAGUGUAGUAUCGGUUCCAAGUGCGAGUGUCUGGAAGCCAUGGUAAAGGACCUCGCUCCGAAUUCGGAAUCCGAACUCAAGCGGAAAAAAUCCUCUCUGUCCGUCAUAGCCCCGGAAGAAAAGAGACAGAAGAUACCCGAGCCCUAUCCUCACGAGGUCGACUUCACCGCCGCAUUCGCCAGGAAGAAGGAUCCCAUUCCGGAACCAAUUCUGUACCAAGCCCCCACUCAGCCGACAGUGCCGCCACGAGACUCUUGCGGCUUCUGCGAAGAAGGUACCUAUUGCAUGUGUGCCGAAGCUGCCGCAUCGCAGACGCUCCCCCCGGUAUCUCAACAAGUCCAGACACCGCCUCCUUCCGAGAAUGAUGUAGGUUCUCAUCCGAUAGAAAUCACAUCGACCGGCGCCGUCAAAUUACCAGGUAUCAAUUCGUUAAAUCGCACUCCAAUCCCUACAGCCCGCCCUUCCGGUGGUUGUGGCCCCAAAGGACCAGGUUCCUGCGCCCAGUGCCUAAAGGAUCCUAAGUCUGGUCUCUUCUGCCGCAGUCUCGCAGCAAGCUUUUCCCGCAAUUCAGGUACGUCUAGCGGAGGGUGCUGCGGCGGAUCCGGCGGAUCCGGAUGCUGCAAAUCUACCGAAGCAGGAACAUCCACCGAUUCCCCGGCUGGCAUCAAUCUAUCAUGUGCAGAGACGUACAAGACGCUGUCUAGUCAUCGCAAUUUCGACAAGGCAGCUGACGAGAUCGGAACUUGGUUGCCUAGACUCAAGGCCACUCCCCUACCGGCAAAUACGGCGGGAAGGCCACCCAUCGAGGUCCAGGUAGCCAGCAUUAUGGGGGUCUUGAGAGAGUUUGAUGUCCGGUUUGGGAGAGAAGCUUGAUCUAUUUAAACAGAUUCACGGCUGCUGGGAGGUCUAUCUACGCUGUAUGCGUUUAACGAGAGUAUAUAAUGAGACAUGGCGUCAACGGACCAUUGCAUCCUACGGUGUUGAUAAGGGGAGGGGAUGUGUCGAGUAUUUCGGCCAUCCAUAGGGAGUGGUCAUAUUGCAUUGUCGGUCGGCGGUCACAUAUCCACGUAAUUGAUAAAAGGGGGUUAGGUUUCGAAUUAUCGAGAUGGUUUACAGGCAAGGAGCCCCGAGGGCUUCCUAAUUCAUGUACAUUUUAAAAUCAAGGCGUCGAGUUCGGAAUAGUUCUAAACACUGCUCGUAUGGCAUUUUCUGCGAGCCUAGUUUGCGAUAUGCAAUUUUUGAAUGGCAAGAUGUAUCUGGGAGGCUUCUCUAGGUAUCCUAGGUAUCCCAUGUAGAAUUGCCAUAGAUCUUGUUUGUUUUCAAGCCAGUAAUGAU
Messenger RNA from Daldinia loculata, 2926 nucleotides. RefSeq lists its product as uncharacterized. Lineage: Eukaryota; Fungi; Ascomycota; Sordariomycetes; Xylariales; Hypoxylaceae. Gene Ontology annotation, molecular function: transcription cis-regulatory region binding; DNA-binding transcription activator activity, RNA polymerase II-specific. Gene Ontology annotation, cellular component: RNA polymerase II transcription regulator complex; nucleus. The transcript has a single exon. Bases 710 to 2464 code for a protein of 584 amino acids. The record is from RefSeq and is a predicted model, not a curated record.